AUGACGCAAAUUGUGGUACUGCCUAACUUGCUACCUGAGCUUGUUCAAAAAGCGUCAGCUCAUGCGCCAAAACAUAUCCGCAUGUUUUGUCAAAUUAUCAACUACGAUGCAAACACAUUUAACCUUACUGUGGGGAAGAUCCCUAUGCUUGCCAAUAUUGAUACUAAGUCAGUCGAUGUUAACGUGAAAGGACUACUUCAGACUCAGAUUUCCGCUUUGAACUUUGAUGUGGGAAGCAUUAUAGAGAUUGAUGGAUUUUACAAUGGCAAGUCGAUUGAGCCUUUAUCAAUUAGCGAGUUGAAUUGGCUGGAUGUCACAUUGGAAAAGUUACAAGUAUUGGAAUAUAUGUGUGAGAUGAAGGUUAUGUAA
Messenger RNA from Lodderomyces parapsilosis, 369 nucleotides. It is a transcript of the gene TEN1, whose product is annotated as Ten1p. The transcript has a single exon. Gene Ontology annotation, molecular function: single-stranded telomeric DNA binding. NCBI's taxonomy places the organism in Eukaryota, Fungi, Ascomycota, Pichiomycetes, Serinales, Debaryomycetaceae. The record is from RefSeq and is a predicted model, not a curated record. Gene Ontology annotation, cellular component: CST complex. Gene Ontology annotation, biological process: telomere capping. The coding region runs from base 1 to 369 and encodes 122 amino acids.